Molecule: messenger RNA, 2635 nt
Organism: Bactrocera neohumeralis
Lineage: Eukaryota; Metazoa; Arthropoda; Insecta; Diptera; Tephritidae
Gene: Lapsyn
Product: immunoglobulin superfamily containing leucine-rich repeat protein 2
Exons: 8
Coding region: 638-1696 (352 amino acids)
Molecular function (GO): protein binding
Source: RefSeq, a predicted model, not a curated record
CGUUUGUGGCGUAUGCGAUGCGGUGAUCGCGUUUUCACUUUAAUAUAACAUUUGAAACGGUACUUGCCGGUUUGAUUAGAUCGCAUUGGGCGCGAGUGCUAGUCGGUGGGGGAAGUGGAUUUUUAAUUAAAAAAUAUUUACGACACGAACACACCGUCGCUAAAGUCAAAUAAAAGUGAUAUUUAGUGAAUGAUUUGCGAGAGGAAUUCUCGAAAAUAAAGUGAAAAUUCUGAAAUGGAAAUUUUCAAAAAUUAAUAAGGAAGUGUUGAAGUUUUAAAAAUAUAAAAUAGAGGCAAGCAAUGCAAAGCAGCGAGCAAUAAUUUGCCGAAACUAAAUGUGUAUUUUGAAAUUGUGAUAAAACAUCAAAAAUUUUAAAUCUCAGAAAUAUUUAAUUGAAGUAAAAAUUUUUGUUGAAAUAAAAUUUUUUUGUUGAAAUAAGAAUAUUUAGUUGAAAUACAAAUAUUUGGUUGAAAUAAAAAUAUUUUUGUGCGUAAAUUUGUUUAGUGUGUGAAAACAGCUCAAAACCACGACAAAGUCUUUAAUUCUCAAUAUUUGUGAUAAGGAUGUCACUUUCGAAAACGACGAAAUUUCUUUUACUAAAUUGGAAUAUAAUAAAUACAGUCUUAUAAGCGAGAGUAUGGACUUGCAUGCGGUUGCUAUAGCGUUGUUGGCUCUAAUCACAAUCAACACCGAGAUGAUGAUGCCAUUCGGUUAUGUCGGCGUCGUGCAGGACGAACGCAAGUGUCAGUAUUUAAGGCCGUCGCGCAUGCUCAAAAUCCGUUGCUUCGAAAUGAAUCUGAGGGAGGUGCCGCAGUACCUGAAAUCGUCGGUUGAGAUUCUGGAUCUCGCAUUCAAUCGCAUUAAAAAGCUCAAACGCAACUCAUUUGAACGUUACACAAGCAUUAAAAUAUUAGUGCUCUAUGAGAAUAAGAUACAAUCGGUGGAGCCGGGCACAUUUGCGCCAUUAACAUCGUUGGAGGAAAUUGAUCUAUCAAAUAAUGCGCUCGUCUCAAUACCCUUGGAAAUCUUCCAAUUACCCUCACUGCGAAAUCUUUAUGUUGACAGCAACGAGCUCUUCAAUCUCGACCGCGAUCUGCAGGGUCUUGAAACACCAAUACAAGCACCGCUGGAAUAUUUAAAUGUAGCCGAUUGCGGCUUAGAGAACCUACCCGAUUUGGGUGUACUGCCAAAAUUAUGGCAAAUUAAUGCCUCAUCCAAUCCGCUGACUGAUCUCACCGUGGACACACUAGCCAAUAUGUGCAAUUUGCGUACAAUGGACCUGACAAAAACAGAAAUCAGCGAUUGCGCUCUACAACAAGUGAAUCGUUACUUGCGAUAUAUUGGCGCCAGUUCUAAAUAUGUUCCGAUAUCUUUGGACGACCUCGACAACACCAAAUGUCCGGAUCCAUAUAACCAAACUGUCAAUUCAACGACGUAUCAUAGCUGUAAAGCAGAGGCUGAACUUGCCAAAGUGCUUAGCUGGCGUUGGUGGGCGAUCGCAGCGGCAGCGGCAUUAGCUGUGCUUGUCUUUACAUGGUACUGCUGUCGUCGCAAUUCGAAAAAGAAGAAGAAGAAGUCGAAGGUCAAAACCAAAGUAAAUGCGCUGCCGCCCAAACAGCAACCGUUAGUGUCGCCCACGCUCGCGCUCAAGAGUCACAACGAUCGCACAAUGCUGCAGGACUGUGAUUGUGCGUAAUUGCUUAAUUACAACAACAACAAAGCGCAUAAUUUAGAUGUACAAAUGCUAAAAAUAGCUGCAAUUAAAUAGCAAUUUAUUUACAACUACAGCAACAACUAUAACAAUUACUGAAAAUGUAACUACUUAAUGGCUGCAUCGCUUUGGGCGGGUAGUGUAUAGUUUUUUCCGUUUUUUUUUUUACUUUCGAAUAAAUUUAGUUGUUAGUUAAAUUCGCCAUACAGCAAAUUGGUGCCAAAAAGUACUAGAUACGAACUUAGAUAUCGAAUUGCAACGAACUGAAGGCGAAAUCGUUACGCCAAAACUACAAGUGCCUACACUAGUAAACAAUAGUAAUAAUUUUCCCGUUAUUUUUACAAACAUCGUACAUUUAGAGCCCCGUGUAAACAUAAAAGUAUUAAAAGUUGUAGCCUUAGCUUCGCUUAGUGUAAAAUGUCUUUCUUAAUGCAAUAAUAUGAAAACAAGUUUCGUUUAGUGAAUUUGACAAUAUUUGUACAUAAAUUAAUAUGUAAUUAAAUGUUAGUUUAGCAAAUUACACAUACAUAUGUAAAUAUAUAAAUGCAUAUUUAAAAAAAAAAAAAAAAAAAAUAAAAAUAAAAAACUAUCGCUUUCUACAACUGGAAGCAAAAUAUGCCAAUCGAAAAGGUGCCUUCAAUUGCUUUACUGCAUUUACUUAGCAUAUACUUACACAAUAAAACAUAUGUAAAUAUUAAUUAGUUUUACGAAAAUUCUUUACUUUUUGAAAAAGUAAUAAGUUAAAUUUAAUUAUUUUCUGAAUAAUAUUUAAGUCUGUGCAAAAUAUAUUUAUUUACUGAAUGGCUAAUUUAUAAGUUAUAUAUAUAGACAUAUGAUCUAAGUACCUAAUGUAAUAUAGUAUGUAUAGAUGAUAUUAAAUUUAUCUCACUGUUUUUGUAAUAAAUGUGAAAUGCCUUCAAGAAA